AAUGUCGAAGCUCUCUCUCGCGCGCGCCCUCAGGCUCCAGUAUUUACCUUCCGGGGCGGCGGGGCUUCACUUCCGGGGCGGGGUGUCCGCUCUGUGUGUCCCCGGCCCCGCUUCCCUCCGUGGAGCUGUCUCAGCGGGAGCAGGGGGGCUAGCUGCAGUACCGGGGAGGGACCGGACUCAGGGCAUCAUGAGCGGCUCACAGAACAAUGACAAAAGACAGUUUCUUCUAGAGCGGCUACUGGAUGCAGUUAAACAGUGUCAAAUCCGGUUUGGAGGAAGAAAAGAAAUUGCUUCAGAUUCUGAUAGCAGAGUGACUUGCCUGUGUGCUCAGUUUGAAGCUGUACUACAGCACGGUUUGAAGAGGAGCCGAGGAUUAGCAUUAACAGCAGCAGCAAUCAAACAGGCAGCAGGUUUCUCCAGCAGAACAGAAACAGAGCCAGUGUUUUGGUACUACGUAAGAGAAGUUCUGAAUAAACAUGAACUACAGCGCUUCUACUCUCUGAGGACUAUUACUACAGAUAUUGGCAGAGGCCGUGCCUGGCUACGCUGUGCAUUAAAUGAACAUUCUCUGGAAAGAUAUGUCCAUAUGCUGCUUGCAGAUAAAAAUCGACUUAGUGUCUUCUAUGAAGACUGGUCUUUUAUGAUGGAUGAAGAACGUUCUAGUAUGAUACCUACGAUGGCAGCUGGUCUGAACUCCAUUCUUUUUGCAAUCAACAUCGACAACAAGGACUUAAAUGGGCAGAGCAAAUGCACUCCUACCGUCUCUGAUCUCUUAAAAGAAUCCACGCAAAAUGUAACCUCAUUGUUGAAGGAAUCCACCCAAGGUGUCAGCAGCCUUCUAAGAGAGAUAACAGCAUCCUCUGCUGUUUCCAUUUUAAUCAAACCCGAUCAAGACACUGACCCACUUCCAGUUCUAUCAAAGAAUGUUAGUGCAGAUUUAAAAUGUAGAAAAGAUCGAAAGAAGAAGAAAAGGGUGACACACAUCAUCUCAUUUGAUGAGGAGGAAGAUGAACAAAAUUUAGGAGAUACUUUAAAGACAGCAGUUGCAGGAGAAAGCUCAGAAGAGAACUCAGACAAGUCUUCAGCUUUUGUGUUACCUUCCUCUGAAGGAUCUCUUGUACAAAAUUUAAAUGGAAAUCAGAAUACCCAUUUGUGGAAAAGCGAUUCCAUGUUUUUGAAUGGAGAGUGUAGUUACCAGAAGCUUGAUGUGAAGAGUAUUGAUGAUGAAGAUGUGGAUGAAAAUGAGGAAGAGAUAUAUGGAAAGAUACUGGGAAACAAAGGUGUGGAAGAUGAAACAAAAGUUUCAGAAAAGCCAUAUGAUGGGGGCACAUGCAAUUCACAGAUAUGCACUUGGACUCCCCUGCAUAUCCUGAAUGAUAAUUCAGAUAUUCUGUUUCCUGUCAGUGCUGUUGGUUCUUACUCCCAGAUUGGUAACCUGGAGAAUGGAGAUGGGCAUGAAAGUGCUGUUCUUGCAGUAGAACUGGCUCAGAGAGGAUCUGAACUUCCUAAUAGAGUGGAUGUCAGUCCUCCUGUUCAAGUGAAUGCUUUAAGCAAUAUGUUGCCUUCAGCCACUGUGCCAGAAUCAAUGACAAUUAAUGAACUUCGGCAAGCUAUUGUGGCCAUGAUGAACAGAAAGGAUGAGCUCGAAGAACAGAACAGAUCUCUGCGAAACCUGCUUGAUGGAGAGAUGGAACAUUCUGCACUACUCAGGCAAGAAAUUGAAAACUUGAGAAGGAAAGUAGCAGAGCAUGAGGAGCGACAUGCAGCAAAGAUCCAGGCCUUGGCAAGGGAGAAUGAAGUGCUGAAAGUACAACUCAAGAAGUAUGUAGGAGCUGUCCAGAUGCUGAAAAGAGAAGGUCAAACAGCAGAAGUUCUGCCAAACCUUUGGAAUAUUGAUGGGGAAUUUACCAUACCUGAGCAAAAGCAAGUAGAAAACAACGAGGAACUAGCAAACUCCUAUGAAAGAAAACUGAUUGAGGUGGCAGAAAUGCAUGGGGAGCUUAUAGAAUUCAAUGAGCGACUACACCGUGCUUUGAUGGCUAAAGAAGCUCUUGUAUCCCAAAUGAGGCAGGAACUCAUUGAUUUGAGAGGGCCAGUCCCUGGGGAUUUGAGUCAGACAUCUGAAGACCAGAGUUUGUCAGAUUUUGAAAUAUCAAAUCGUGCCCUUAUUAAUGUUUGGAUUCCCUCAGUCUUUCUACGAGGAAAAGCUGCUAAUGCAUUCCAUGUUUACCAGGUAUAUAUCAGAAUAAAAGAUGAUGAAUGGAAUGUUUAUCGAAGAUAUGCAGAAUUCAGAAGCUUGCAUCACAAGCUACAGAAUAAAUACCACCAAGUAAGGACCCUUAAUUUCCCACCCAAAAAAGCCAUUGGAAACAAGGAUGCAAAGUUUGUAGAGGAACGACGCAAACAACUACAAAAUUACUUACGGAACGUUAUGAACAAAAUUAUUCAAACUGUGCCAGAAUUCACAGUUAGCCCCAAAAAAGAGACUCUUAUUCAACUGAUGCCCUUUUUUGUUGAUAUCCAACCUGUGGGAGAACCAGUAAGCAAAAGCAAUCGCUCAAGAGUGGCUACCCGCUUUCCAAAGCUAUCUCGACACCAUCAAAGGGAGCCACGGAACCUGGAGCCUCAAAGUGGCGAUCUCUGACCCUUUGUAUAAUUGUGAACAUCAGCACCAUGUACUUUAAACUGCCCUGUGAUUCUGACCUAUCCUAUACUGUUGAUUAUGAAAGGCCCUGGGGAGAAUACAGCUGCAUUGAGUUAAUUCCUGAAAGGAGACUCUCAAUACUAAGGUUCAUCAUUCUGAUUUAACAGGUCACUUUUGAAAGCAGCAAGCAUUUUCCCAUUGGAAUAUGAGGGCUCUUCAUGGGGCACUCAGCAAAUUGUACACACUUCCUUUGUUUUGUAAAGCAUUCUCUUUUCUUCUAAACUUACUCCACUACUAUGAGUCCCUUGUUUGUGCCGUAGUGUCUCUUACACUCAUCCCAUCUAUUUCUGUUCCUGAGAUCUGUGUGCCUCAUAUUCGGAGAAUAUUAUUUUUUUCUUAGAAGUACAACUGUAAUUAUCACUAAUCAAUAUUUGUCAGAAAGUUGUACUUAAAAAAAACUCUCCUAACCCAUUGCCUUUUGGAAAUGGAAUGACUGUUGCUUUUUCAUUAUGAUCCUCUGAUGCACUCAAGAGUCUUUUAUAAACGUUACAAAGUAAAUGACGGAAGAAAAAACAGUAGAGAGGGCAGAAAUAGCUUUUGUAUGUUUCUAGUCAGAUAUUCCCAGAAGCUCUCACUUGUGAAGAGUAAUUCUACCAAAAUGGAGAUUCUAAUAAUUUUCUAUUGAAAUUUUUGUUUUUGCUGCAAGGCAAGGUGCAGUACAAGUCAGCUCAAGGAGUUUAGCAAAAAAGGAAACACAAAGUUAACAUGUUACAGAAUAGAGUUUUCCAGCAUUUGGCUUUGUUCUGUUAUUGAUUUCUUGCUGAUGUUAUUAUAAAAACAGUCUCUCAGCAUAAAGAAAGGGGCCAUUUGAGCAUUCUUACAACUACUUUGUAAGACACAUGAAAUGCUGUUGCUAAAAGAUUGCCUAAGUUGAAAGUGCCUGUCACCUUUUUACUGGAAAGUGACUUGUAACGAUGUUGUGAGAACAACUAAAGAAAACUGGGAGAAUAAUUGUUACAAGUGCUGGAAAUCCUGAAAUGGAUCAACUGGAAUCCAGUUCACAACAUCUGUUAGCUAUACUGCCACAGGCAGUAAACUAUACUUUAGCCAUCUUUUUUUCCCCAUGUAUAGAGUCUUAACCAAUAUUCAUUUAUGUUUACUGAAGAAUAUAUUCUGCUUUACCUGUGCACCAGAACAACUCUCUUCUCACAAGUUGUUUGGAUAAUCUGUGUUCCCAUAGGUUGGUAUAUUGUCCGGCUAUACUGAAAGAAGGACAGGAGACACUUGAUAUGGUUUUAAUCAGACUGCAACUUUAUUAUUAGAUGUCGGUGACCACCCAGCAGAUAAAAGUGUAUCAUGCAGGUAACUCCAUGUUCGUUCAGUUACUACCAGGAAGGCUUCUGCCAGCCCUCAUCUUUUUCCAUGCAGGCCCCCCAGCCACCUAUUGCUGAGACCCAACCAUCCACCACCACCCUUGUAGGAGGGUUAAGGUGGGCUGUAAGAAAGGGAGGUUGGCUCCCUGCCAUACCAUGUAUAGGAGCCACCCUGUUCCAUUACUUUAACCAACACCUCCAUUUUAAGUCCUUUACCAAGUCAUUUAUCCAGUCACUGUACACCUUCACUGUGGAGUACCUGCACUGGACAUCCGCCCCACACUUGCUUAAUGAGUUGCGACAUAUAGCCUAACUCCCUUCACUGUUAACCAUAACAAAACCAUCCCUGAACCUGCUGUGGAAGGCAAAAGAAAAUCCACCCCACCAAUCCACCCCAUCAGGCCAAUCUGCUGAUGGGGGAAAAAGUCCUUCCCAGAUACCCUAAAAGGAACGGCUAGCGUGAUGCCCACAGCAGGUCCUGACCAAGCCUGGUAUUUUGCUAUCUGAAGGGGAGGGGAGGGGAGGGAAGGGAAAGGUAGGUGCUGACUCACCUGCUCUGUGGAAAAAGAGCUCCUCAUGCCCAGACUUGCCCUUCUUCAACUCCUUCGCCCUUCCGGUCCCAGGGGAUGAGUCAGUGUCGCCACACUCACCCCAUCCCCUUUUGCAGCAGUUUCUGACCUCUCUCCCUCACCCUUAAAACACUGUUUCCUUUCCCUCAGCAAGCCAGACAAUGGUCCCCCACUUAAAGGUGCAGUGUGGUUCAUUUUUGUUAUUGACUGUCAGUGUAUUAUGUUAAAACCUGACAGUAGUAAUAGAAACCCAAGGGGUUGGGUUUUUUUCAGAAAAAGAAUCCACUUAUUAUUAAUGCACUUUUUUAAAUGUAGAGCUAUUUUAAAAAGUCUAAUGAACUGAGACCCAUAUUCUUCAAGCCUUUGUCCCAUUUUGUGGCACUCAUUCACGAGUAGCCCUAUUGACUUCAGUUGGAUGACUCGCAUGAAUAAGGUUUGCUCAAAGUGAAUAAUGGUUGCAGAACUGGCUUCUGAGUGAAGAACGAGUCCUGUAAUCCUUACAUUGACAUACACUGUCAUAGAUUGCACUGAGUGAUGGGAAAAGGCAACCAGCAGCAACCAGGUAUUAACACGCGAGACCCCAAAAGAAAAAUCGUGUCCCAGAAAUGAAAUAUUGUUCUGUUACUUGCAAUUUUAUCUGCUACUGCAGUAUCUUCUGCACAUCUAUAAGAGAGCUCCUUUACAAAUGAAUCCCAACAAGCAGCUUUUCAGAAAAGCUAGAUGUCUUGGUUGCAUCAGAAAAUGAGUUAAUAUUGGUGUUUGAAUCCAGUAGGGUGGGGUAUUUGUUUAAAAAUAAAAAAUAAUAAAAUCUGUAAAGCCUCUCCGAA
Molecule: messenger RNA, 5413 nt
Organism: Chrysemys picta bellii (western painted turtle)
Lineage: Eukaryota; Metazoa; Chordata; Testudines; Emydidae
Gene: SNX29
Product: sorting nexin 29
Molecular function (GO): phosphatidylinositol binding
Source: RefSeq, a predicted model, not a curated record